AUGGAUGAGGUCGAAACUCGGGAGAAUAAAAUUUUGGAAAAGUCAGCUGGACGAACGAGAGAAUGGCGGUGGUCAUUCCGAAGAUGCCCUCGAGAAAAUAAUGUGGACAGCUGUCUUUUGAGUGACCGUUCUAGUCAUUCUUUUCGGGACCUUAAACGGCUCAAGGGUACACGCAGUCGGCUUUACGCUUUCGUUUUGAGUUGACGGGAAAGGAUUUGUCAUACUUUUUGUUUUUUUAAGGCCAGUAUUUAUGCUUGUAAUAGAUUACUGGACUCUUUAAGAUUGGUAAGUUAAAUUUAAAGGUUGCUAGGGAAAGUGUUUCAAUAUAUACUGUAGCUUUUUGUUAAAUUUAACAAAAAAAAUAUGUAAUAACAUGAGGAGUAUUAAUUCUUGACCCUUGCAAAAGCUGUGUUACAACGCAUUGGUUCUGAUAGUAAAUAAAAGAGUAUUAAAAAUAGCAUGUUUACAUGGAAUAUUACCAUAGGCUGCAGAGGGACGUUCAUACGAAAUUAAUUUGUUUUGUGGUCAUCCGCUUCAUUAAUGUGAUAUUUUAGUGCCAACACGUAUGAUUAUUGUUUUCCUCAUAAGGAACGUCGUGCAAAACAAUCUUCCGGUGGUCAGCCGAGGGGGGAGAGGGCGGGAGUGGUCAGCGGGGCUGUUCUCUUCUUCGAGAACGUGAAACGAACGAGAAUCGCCCUUGAGUCGGGGGGCAUCGCGGCCACAUGGCCACGUACAAAAAACAGAAGGGCGGGCGGAAGCGGCGGCCGGCGAUACGGGGACAGCUGUGUUCGGCGGCCAUUCGGCUGGGGCGGGGGGUUCCGUUUGGAACGCGGGAGCACAGGCCAGAGGGUCGAAACGGCCGAAAGACGGCGGCCAGCCGAGGAUCGGAGCCUGGCUCCGAAUGGACCGCACUGCCACCGUUUCGAGCGACGUUCCACUCCACGGUCGUAUCACACCGAGCAUCUUGUGUCCGGCACGGCCAUCACGUCCAAAGGACAGUCACUGCAGGGGUGGGCGCGGCACUGA
Bursaphelenchus okinawaensis is the source of this 1026-nucleotide messenger RNA. NCBI's taxonomy places the organism in Eukaryota, Metazoa, Nematoda, Chromadorea, Rhabditida, Aphelenchoididae. The record is from the annotation of a GenBank genome assembly.